AAAUCACAAGCCUGACACUUCAGGAAGGAGAAUUGUUGAUAGACAACCAUUUGUUCAGGGUAUAGUAUCUGGUGGAGGGAGUAGCCAAUGUGUCAUUUGUCUGGUGAGUUCCAGCAUGGUUGCCGAAACUUUGGACAAAAGGAAUCAGAAUUGGUUUGUGCGGACGAAAGUUGCCAAUGAUUUGAUCAUACAAGUUGGAGAUACCAACUUCCACUUGCACAAGCUCCCUAUGGUCAUGAGAAGUGGAUACUUGAACAGACUAGUAUUCCAGCUGACAAGUAUUGGUGAGAGAGAAACCGGCCUCAAAAUCCGUAUAGACAAUCUUCCAGGUGGAUCCAAAAUUUUUGAGUUAGUCGUCAAGUUUUGUUAUGGUUGGAAGGUUGAUCUAACAGCUUCCAAUGUUGCUCCACUGUAUUGUGCUGCACAUUUCUUGGAGAUGUGUGAUGAUUUUGAAGAAGGAAAUCUCAUGUCCAAAACUGAGGCAUUUUUAAGUUUUUUGAUAUUUUCAUCAUGGAAAGACACUUUCCGGAUUCUGAAAAGCUGUGAAUCCAUUUCUUCCUGGGCAAAAGACUUUAAAAUCACAAAACGAAGCUCGGAAGCCAUUGCUUGGAAGGCAUGCACAAACCUUAAGGCGCCUAGUCAUGAAGAUGAUGAUAUGCAGUGCUUUAGUUUUCUGUCAAAUAAUGUAGACUCAAAAGUUGAAGGUGCAGUACUUGACAAUUGGUGGUUUGAAGAUGUUUCAACCCUACGAGUAGAUCAUUUCAUCGAAGUCGUUCAAUCCCUAAAAUGUAAAGGGAUGAGAGCAGACCUUGUUGGAUCAUGUAUAGCUCACUGGACUGUUAAAUGGCUUUCAAGAAUCACCUCUGGACUUGAAAGUAUGAUCCCCAAGCACAUGACCCACCAAUACGUAAGAGUUACAAUCGAGUGCUUGAUUAAGGUACUGCCUGUGGAAGAGAAAUCUGUUACUUGCAAUUUUAUACUUCACCUUCUGAAGAUAGGCUUCGUGACAAAAGUGAACUCUGAUUUACUGAGUCUGCUUGAACGAAGAAUAGCUUUCAUGUUGGAUCAAUGUCGUCCUCUUGAUCUCUUAGUUAGGAACUAUGGAGAUAAAGAUAGUGUCUAUGAUGUGAAUCUUGUUAUAAGGGUGGUAGUGGCUUAUGUUUCCAUUGUUUCUAAGAGUACCACGCCAAAAAUGUUUGCUGUUGGAAGGUUGGUGGAUGGGUAUCUUACACUGGUGGCAAAGGAUGAGAACCUUAAGAUGAAUACUUUCCAGUCACUUGUAGAAGCAAUGCCUAAAGAGGCUCGUUUUUGCGACGACGAUCUCUACAGAGCCAUUGACAUGUACCUCAAGGCACACCCUAGCUUAACCGAAGAAGAAAGAAUGACUCUAUGUGGCUCCUUGGAAUAUCACAGACUGUCCCAAGAGGCUCGUGACCAUGUAGCAAAGAAUGAUCGAUUGCCUGUGAAGAUUACGACACGAUUUAUUCUUCUUGAACAAGUGAACAUGACAAGGUCAAUGACAGCUAUUGGUUCGAAUUACCGAAGAACAAAGACCGAGGCAAUUGUGAGAGUGAACAAAGGUUUAGAUAAAGGACGGAUGAAUUCACAGAAGGAACUAAACUUGAUGACAAAAGAGGUUCAGACAAUCAGGGUGCAACUUCAUGAUUUGCAUAUGUGCAAACUAAAGCUUCAAAAUCAACUGAAAGGAUGUAUCAUAUAGGGUAUAAAGUUGUAGCUGUUGAAUAAUAAUGUCUUAAAUUGAUAGUUUCAAUUG
Messenger RNA from Fragaria vesca subsp. vesca, 1774 nucleotides. RefSeq names its product root phototropism protein 3-like. The transcript is spliced from 4 exons. The record is from RefSeq and is a predicted model, not a curated record. Gene Ontology annotation, molecular function: protein binding. The coding region runs from base 116 to 1720 and encodes 534 amino acids. NCBI's taxonomy places the organism in Eukaryota, Viridiplantae, Streptophyta, Magnoliopsida, Rosales, Rosaceae.